CUUUCUGCUGCAGCCAUGAGUACAAUGGAGGAACUAGAGAAUGUCCAGGAGUCUUCUCAGCCAACGAGUGAGGAGUCCUCGCAGCCAACGAGUGAGUCAUAUGGAAGUUCCAUCACACCGAAGAGCACGUCUGACUGGGAUUCUCAUUUCGUAGAUGAAUUAGGAGUGGAAUCCACCGAGGCGGGCAUGAUAGAUAUAAUCUUAAAGGAAUGGCAUCUCGCAGGUGUGCCUCCCAGCGAAAUUAAAGAAAUCGAGGCUACAGUAGAGGCGUGCCUCAUAGAAGAUCUUGAUAAAGCGUUUGAAAACAUGACCGUAUCAGAAUUUAAUCGUGACAAGUUCGGACUAAACCGCUCAGAGAUGGCCAAAAUUGAUAAUAAACAUCCGCACCUUAAAAAAACGUUUGUUCCAAAUAUACUGCAUUUCACUUUUGCCCUGGAACGAAUUUUCAUUGAUUGUUUGGCAAAAAGAGAAAUAUCUGAAGGCAAAUACGAGCUUUUAUUCGAGAAUUUGUUGAAAUCUUUUGGAUUUUUCACUUUGAAUCAUUCUCAUAUUGGAGUAGAAAAAUCUAUGAUCAGAGGGAAAACGAUGUCCUCAAAAGCAGAUAUCCUCUGUAUCAGGAGAAAACCCUUAAUGGAAAAAGAAAUCAUUUGUGUUUGUCAGGUAAAAAAAUCCUUGAAAGUGGAGGAUCCAGAUUUCUCCCCUCAAAGGAAAAAAUUAAGAUCGUCAAACACAGAAGAACCUGGAUGUUCUUAUAAAGGAGAUGCAGCUGUUUAUGCCCAACAUAUUGGAGAGCUCUUUGUGUAUUUCCACCAGUCUGUGAGUCCUAGGGGGAUUCUUGGCUUCACCAUUGAAAAGACCUGGGUAAGAGUUACAUACCUUGAGGUACAAGACUCUGCUUGGGACAAAAUUCGAAAGCCUGCAAAUAGAGGUGGAUCUGUGAAAUAUGAGGCAACUGAGAAGUGUCCUCAAUUUAAAUACAGUAGACGCUACAAUAUUUUAGACCCAAGUGAUCGCAGGGUAUUGUUCAAAGCACUCUUCCUCAUCCAAACGAUGCUGGAGCCAAAAACAAGUUUAAAUUUGUAAAUAAAGAAGGGAGGGCAUAUUA
Molecule: messenger RNA, 1105 nt
Organism: Saccostrea echinata
Lineage: Eukaryota; Metazoa; Mollusca; Bivalvia; Ostreida; Ostreidae
Exons: 5
Coding region: 16-1083 (355 amino acids)
Source: RefSeq, a predicted model, not a curated record